AGGCGGAAAGAUGAUUCAAGAUGGAGGCGAUCAGACGCAAUUGGGUGAAGGCAAAAGCUCGCGGAGGCGGCGAGCAAGCGACGACGACGUAGUAGAAGAGGAAGAGGCUGGCAGAGUGGUCCCGAAUGCCUGUCCAUCGCGAUCCUCGUUCUCGUCAUCCCGGGAGACCUGGCGAGAAUGUCGUGUCGCGACCCCGACAACCUGAUGGCAAGCCCCAGCGACGACGAGGGCUUCGACUACCUCUUCAAGAUCGUCCUGAUCGGCGACUGCGGCACGGGCAAGACCUGCGUGGUCCAGCGCUUCAAGUCCGGCACCUUCGUCGAACGGCAUGGCAACACCAUCGGGGUGGACUUCAUCAUGAAGACCGUCCUUAUAGACGGCAAGAGGAUCAAGUUACAAAUUUGGGAUACUGCGGGACAAGAAAGAUUCCGAACGAUAACUCAAAGUUAUUAUAGAUGUGCAAAUGGAGUAAUUGUAGUUUACGAUAUUACAAAGCGAUCAACAUUUUUAAGUUUACAACGUUGGGUGGAAGAAGUCCGGAGGUAUUCGUCAUCGCAUGUACUAUUAGUAUUAGUUGGAAAUAAAUGUGACUUGGAAAAUCUGCGUGAAGUGGAAAAAGCAGAAGCUGAAGCUUUAUGCGAAUAUCUGCCUGAAGUUUUGCACGUAGUGGAGACCUCAGCCAAAGAUAACACAAAUAUAGACUCCAUCUUUUUCUAUCUGGCAUCCGAACUUAAGAGACGACACGAUAAUCGUCAGAUUAGCGCGAGCGAGAACGAUGCAGUGAAACUCGGUGCCGGACGAGAGUUGUCUUCUUGUAAAGGCUGUAAAAUCUUUUGAACCGUUCAUAUAUUUUUUUUUCCAUCGUUGCGCACUGUUUCUGAACGACCGAGAUAUGAAAGAACACACGCGCGUUCUGAUAAGAUGAAAGGCAGUCGAACGAAUGUAAUAUCUGUUGUAAUAUGUUAAUACGUUUUGUACAAUGUAAAUUUUUUACACAAGUUUACUGUUUCUAACAUCAAAUUAGUAAUCAGAGUAUAAAUAUACAAAACAGUUAUUUGCACAUAAAAAUAUUGUAUAAACUUUUUAUAAAAAUUUUACUGCCUUUUAUCUUAUUAUAACUGUAGCACAAAUUAAUAGAGAAACUAGAACAAUCAAUGUCAUUCUAUCGAUAUAGAUAAAACAAGUUUAUAUAGAUAUAUAUGCCAAAUAUUUAAAAGAUAUUUCCUUUUAUUUACACGAAAUAGAACAGACAUUGGCUCUUCUACUCCUAAAAGAUACGAAUCUCACGAUAAAAAAGAUAUAAUUCUUAAAAUAAGAUGGUUAAUUUCUUGCUAUAGAAGUUCGUUGUUUUAGAAAAAGCACGUUUAUAUAUUUUUAUAUUCAACACAGGUACAAAUUUAUAUACACGCUCAUACAUAUUGAUACUUCACGAAUACUGCGGCGACCUGAAGAAAUUCUAGAUAUCCUUGUGCCUUAAAAUAUUCGUAGUGAAUACACAUUUUUGUAUUAUGAGCGCACAGACAUAUUCAAAGUGCAAUCGAGAUUUAAAUUGCGAAUGGUAACUUAAUUCUUUCUUGUUCUUUAUUUAUUUUAUUUAUUUGCGUGAAUGUGCGUUAUGACGAAUGCAAAGAUUUAACUUCUUGUUCUUUGAAACAAGAAGUUCAAAUUAAGAUUGUAAAUAUUAAUCCUUAGUCGCAUUCUUAGCUCGUAUCUCACGCUAGAGUUAGUUUAAACUUUCAAUUUACAUGAAUGCACUUAUUAGCUCUAAAAAAAAGUUAUGAAAAUGCAAAUAAAACGCGUUUUGUGACUAAGCGGACACAAUUAUAUUACAUUUAUAGACGAGCAAAUAUUACGAAUCUCUCUAUGUAGCAAUACUUUACAGAAAUUAUUGUAAUAUAUAUUUUUAAAACACAUUGCACAUAAACGUAUGUGCGUAUUGUAAUACUCUUUGCAAAUCGGAAUUAUUAUUUUAUAUAUGAAAGUAAUAUCAAUAUACGUAAUUCAGGAGGACGAAUCUUCAUUACCUUGCACGUAAAUAGGUACUGUCAAAAAUGUACGAAAGUUGUCUUCAUAAUUUAAGAUUUUUGUAUAAAUUUACAUAAAUAUAUCAUCUUUUUAACAAAAA
Molecule: messenger RNA, 2125 nt
Organism: Nylanderia fulva
Lineage: Eukaryota; Metazoa; Arthropoda; Insecta; Hymenoptera; Formicidae
Gene: Rab19
Product: RAS oncogene family member Rab19
Molecular function (GO): GTP binding; GTPase activity
Source: RefSeq, a predicted model, not a curated record